GCACAUUGAGCCUGCAUAAGAUCGCACGGUUAUUGUGGUUUAUAAAAGCUUAAUAAAGUUUAAGUUAUUCAUAUUAUAUCACCAUGUUCAAGUUCUUUGUGUUUUUAAUAAUUUACGGAGCUAACAGAGUUCGUGCUGACAUGGCAGGGGAAUGCGACUUAGCGGCAUUCUAUUUAGAACUAGGCUGCACACCAUCCCUCCGGGCAGACAACUCCAGCAUCUGUCCAGAUUCCUUCACCUGCCCCGAUCUGCAUCCUGACCCUAAAUUCUGUUACUACAGAGGUAAGUCAUACAAAAAUGGUGAAGCAAUACCGCAGAAUGUCAUACUGAAUCCCUGUACAAUCGCUUGCGGUUGUUCCAUUGGUACUGUUCCAAGGUUCGAUUGUGCAGCUGUUGACUGUGUUGAAGCAAUGGACCCAGACAUGCAAAAACAGUGCGUUCUUACGUACGAGCUAGAUUCUUGUUGCAGUACUGGAAGUGUCUGUGGCAAAGAUGCAAUUGCUAAUCUAAAUACUUGCGACGUUGACGGAAAAAUCUACAAAGAAGGUGAAACCUUUGAACCGGAAAACACUCAUAAAUCUUGUCUAUGCACUUCGGGAUGGAACGGGACUCUAGAUAGUUCCAUCUGCAGCGAUAUCAACUGCGGAGUGGAAAUUCAUUACCAAGAUAGAAUUUAUCGAAAAUGUGCCCCUGUUUUUUCUGGUGAUAUGAAAGGCUGCCCCAUUGAUUUUGAAUGUCCGUCAUCAUCAUCCAAGGUUUUCAAAGGUUUAAACGUCCGUGGUGUUAAUGAGGUGUGCACAUUCGGCAACAUGACGCUCGGGGUUGGAGACGAGGUGACCAUCGAUGAUAACUGUACCAAGUGUUCAUGCACGGUGCCGCCUUUCGUCACCUGUGCUCUGAAACUUGGCUGCAGGGGUUAAGAAAGAGAUUUUAAUUUCUAUUUUUAUUCUUUAGCAUAGUAUGAUUAGUUUAAUUACGCAUAAUAUUAUUUAAGUGUAGAUUUUAUAUUGUAUAAUUACAUAUAUAAGUAUUAUUUUA
This is a messenger RNA of Leptidea sinapis, 1038 nucleotides long. RefSeq lists its product as uncharacterized. The transcript has 5 exons. Lineage: Eukaryota; Metazoa; Arthropoda; Insecta; Lepidoptera; Pieridae. Bases 84 to 920 code for a protein of 278 amino acids. The record is from RefSeq and is a predicted model, not a curated record.